Molecule: messenger RNA, 654 nt
Organism: Phytophthora sojae
Lineage: Eukaryota; Oomycota; Peronosporomycetes; Peronosporales; Peronosporaceae
Exons: 4
Coding region: 1-654 (217 amino acids)
Biological process (GO): iron-sulfur cluster assembly
Cellular component (GO): mitochondrion
Molecular function (GO): iron-sulfur cluster binding; iron ion binding
Source: RefSeq, a predicted model, not a curated record
AUGUUCAUCCAGACGGAGCCGACGCCCAACCCGCUGAGCGUCAAGUUCCUCCCGGGGCGCGCCGUGCUGGACGACCGCUUCACGACGGGCGUGGACUUUACGCCCAACUCGGAGGAGGUGCGCCGCUCGCCGCUGGCCAAGAAGAUGUUCCAGAUCGAGGGCGUGACGCGCGUGUUCUUCGGCAAGGACUUCAUCUCGGUCACCAAGACGGAGGACGAGGACUGGGACGCGUUGAAUGCCGAGAUCUUCGCGACGAUCAUGGACUUCUUCGCGUCCGACGAGGAAGUCAUGUCUGAUGAGCCCAUCGUCACGGACACGACGAUCCUGCCGGAGGACGACGAGGUGGUGGCCAUGAUCAAGGAGCUGCUGGAGCAGCGCAUCCGGCCGUCGGUGCAGGACGACGGAGGCGACAUUUUCUACAAGGGCUUUGACGAGAAGACGGGGCUCGUGCAGGUCCAGCUGGCAGGCUCUUGCGCAGGCUGCCCGAGCUCCUCGGUCACGCUGAAGCACGGCGUGGAGAACAUGCUGAAGCACUACAUCCCGGAGGUGCGCGGCAUCGAGGAGUGGGUCGACGAGGAGCUGAACGCCAUCAACGAGAAGGAGUUCAAGACGCUCGAGGAGAAGCUGCGCUCGGUCGGUAUCCCCAGCGAGUAA